Molecule: messenger RNA, 1416 nt
Organism: Rana temporaria (common frog)
Lineage: Eukaryota; Metazoa; Chordata; Amphibia; Anura; Ranidae
Product: uromodulin-like
Exons: 9
Coding region: 87-1400 (437 amino acids)
Biological process (GO): neutrophil migration
Cellular component (GO): cell surface; apical plasma membrane
Molecular function (GO): calcium ion binding
Source: RefSeq, a predicted model, not a curated record
GUAUAGAGGUAACAGAUUUGGUAUAUACCCCACAUAUACACUGCCAGGGACUGGAUCACUCAGAGCCCCUUUCUACAUACAGGGCUAUGAUGGUGAUGUCUGGCUUCGCAGGGUGCCUCGUGUUAUUCGGGGUGACAUUGACUCUGGUGUCCCCGGUCAUACCAGACGCGGUUCAUGACCGGGGUGACCCCAACGUGCGGCUCUUCUAUCUGGAUCCAUGGCCAACGAAUCCCACUGUGCCAAGUAAUGUGGAUAGAGUCUGCCCCCGCCACAUGUGUGAGAACGGAGGAACCUGUGUGGCGGUGAAAGGAAAGUAUAGAUGUCUGUGUACACCGGGAUUCAUCGGACACAAGUGCCAAGACAUGAGGUUGGAGUUGGUCUGUGACAGUCACUCUAUGAGGCUUCAGAUUCCGAAGGCCGUCCUCACUGAUCUGAGUGUGAAUGUCUCCAACCUUCAUACAUCCAAUGAGCGGUGCACAGCGAAGGUGUCUCGUCUUUAUGUCUCCAUCACACUGACGCACCAGAAUCACACACGGUGUGGGACUGAGGUUAAGGUUAAUGGGACUCACCUGAUCUACUCCAAUGAGCUCCGCACAGGAUUCGCAUCACAGCGGCCAGAGAUACUCAGAAAUUCCAUAUCCCGUUCUGCCGAUGUUCGGAUAGCUUUUUACUGUGUCUACCACUAUGAUCGGGUUGUGUCGCUGCCCUACCCCCUGUUCACCAGUGCCUCGCUGGUGACCUUUGUGGUAAAGGAAGGAAAAUUCAAUGUUAGCAUGACCCUUCACCCCUCAGAAGAUUUCUUGGAUCCUUAUGAUCGCCCUCCGAUCAUCCCACUUACCGGUAGACUCUACGUCCAGCUGCAGAUCCUUGAACAUGACCCUCAAGACUUUUUCACACUGAGACUGGAUGAGUGUUGGGCCACGCCAGGGCCAAAUUAUGCUGAUGAGAUAAGACACCCAAUUAUCUCUAGUGGAACUGCCAACGACUCCACAGUGGCCAUGUUGGAUUCUUGGAACAAAACGCUGUGCCGCUUUUCCCUGCGGAUGUUCCACUUUGUGAAAUUUCCAGAAUUUUACCUGCACUGCAGAAUCUGGCUGCACCAGCCCAAUGCCAGCCAUUGCUGCAAUAUGUCUAAAACCAGCAACAGCAGACAUCCCCGAGACCUAAGUGACCCAUACAGGAAGGUGGUGUCCUGCGGUCCCAUCAGACUCAGCCGGAGCUUGGUGUCCAGUGUUGGGAAGCCGGAAUCAGGUCUAGGUCCGUUCUUCCUCCCUGCAUCCUCUGCAGCUGCAGCCGUCCUCCUUCUGUUGGGUUUGGUCACUAUUGCCAAGAUUCUGAAGAAACGAGCAAAGCUAGGAGACCCUCCUCGAUCUGUACAAUUCCUCCAAUUUCGUAAAUAAAAUAUAUUACAAUGGA